Messenger RNA from Metarhizium robertsii ARSEF 23, 1125 nucleotides. Its product is annotated as catalytic protein. The transcript has 3 exons. Bases 1 to 1125 code for a protein of 374 amino acids. The record is from RefSeq and is a predicted model, not a curated record. NCBI's taxonomy places the organism in Eukaryota, Fungi, Ascomycota, Sordariomycetes, Hypocreales, Clavicipitaceae.
AUGUUGAAGCCGGGACUGAUCUUGAUACUGGCCGCCGUGGCUUCGGCCCGUCAGUGCCAGAAUAUCACAGUCCCAGUCUCCAUCAGCUCGCGCAAUGGUGUUUUCGACAUGGCCGCCCCUUCCACCGACAUCGACGUCACCAACUUGUUCUUGAGAAUGGCGUGGCCUGGGAACAACGGCACCGCCAACGUGCUGAAAGGAUACCAGACGGUGUCGGGAAACUACACGCUCGCCGCCACGUAUUGCGAGCCCGACAACGGCCCCGGCCACGCGCUCCAGAUCCUCACGCACGGCGUUGGCUUCGACCGGAGCUACUGGGACUUUCCCUUUGCCAACUACAACUACAGCUACGUGAACCGGGCCCUCGACGCCGGCUACUCAACCCUCACCUGGGACCGCCUGGGCAUCGGCCACUCCUCCCACGGCGAUCCUGUCAACGAGAUUCAAAUCUUUCUCGAAAUCGCGGCCCUCAAGGCCCUGACGGACACGGCGCGGGACGGACAGCUGAGCGGCAUCGCGCACAAGUUCAACAAGACCGUCCACCUGGGACACUCGUUCGGCUCGGCCAUGACCUACGCUCUCACGGCCCUGCACCCCGACAUCACCGACGCCAUCGUCCUCACCGGCUUCAGCCAGGUGCCCCAGUUCAUGGCCUACUUUGCGCUCGGCGCAAACUUUGCCCCCGUCGCCGACAACCGCCUCCUCGCCAGGCAAUACGCCGCCGGCUACAUUGCGCCCAGGGACAGCAUCGGCGUCCACAUCAACUUCUUUGGCCCGGGCGACUUUGACCCCGAGGUGCUCAAGGUGGCUACCCAGACGGGCCAGCCCGCCGCCGUGGGAGAGCUGCUGACCGUCGGCUCCGUGCCCAAGUCGAGCGAGUUUCCCGGCCCCGUCAUGAUCAUCACCGGUGAUCGCGACAUCCCCUUCUGCGGCGGCAACUGCAUGAACACCAUGGCCAUCAACGGCUCUGCCCCCAACCUGGUCGAGUACUCCAGGGACAGCUUCAAAAAGGCGGCUGCCUUCCAGGCCACGGUGGUGCCCAAUGCCGGCCACGGCCUGAAUUACAACUACAACGCGCCGGAUGUGUAUAGGGCGAUUACCGACUUUAUCAAGGCCAGUGUCUAG